AUGUUUUGGUAAUCGAGGCCUGUCACUUACAAUAACUAAAGGACUUUUGAGAGCAACUUCUACCUAGUGUAGCAAGAUGUGCCUCAAUUCCCUAGUAAUUUCAUAAAGACAAGCAGAUAUAACUUGGUAACAUUCCUACCAUUCUCUUUGUUACUUCAAUUUACUAGAUAUGCUAACAUUUACUUUUUAUGCAUUGCCAUUAUCCAAUGCAUCCCAAUCUUAUCAACUUUGAAUCCCUUUAGUGCCAUAGCUCCAUUAGUCUUCGUCUUGGGACUUUCAAUGUGUCGAGAAGGAUGGGAAGAUUAUGGCCGGCACGUAUCAGACAACGAGGUGAAUUCCACAGACUGUUUUGUUAUAAAAGACAGGAGGGUUACAAAGACUACUUGGGCAGAUAUUUAAGUAGGUGACUAUGUGUACGUAAGACAGGACGAGAGUUUCCCUGCAGAUUUGAUAGUCUUGGGCAGUGAGAAGGAGAGUGGAGCAUGUUAUAUUGAGACAUCAUCUUUGGAUGGUGAAAAGAAUCUAAAACCUAAGAGUGCCAUCCUGGAUAGUUAACAAAUGUAUCAGUCUUUGGAUACAUUCAAUGACCAGAUCGUUAAGGUGGUGGCAGAAACUCCAUCCCAAUCAUUAUAUGAAUUCGAUGCUUAAUUGCAUUUGCCCAUCAACUCAGAAUUCAAGAAAUUCCAAUUGACUGCUAAAUAACUCCUCCUUCGAGGGGCAUAAUUAAGAAACACAAGUUGGAUAAUAGGCAUAGUAGUCUACACCGGAUAAGAUAGCAAGAUCAUGAGGAAUGCUGAUGCAUCAAGAGUUAAGUCAAGUGAAAUCGAGAGAACAAUGAAUAUCCUCAUCCUCGGAAUCCUCUGUGUUCAAAUCACUCUAAGUAUCAUAUCAUGCUCGUUUUCUUCUGUUUGGCUAACCAAAUUUGGAGUUGACUCCUUUUAUUUGGAUUACACAAAUGAUUCCCUCAAUCCGUCAUUGUUUUCCUUCUAUGUGUUCUUUAGUUAUAUACUAUUAUAUAACACAAUGAUACCAAUAUCAUUAAUAGUUUCAUUAGAAUUUGUGAAGGUGUUCUAGUCAUACUUUAUGGAGAUGGACGUGGAGAUGUAUGUCUAAUAAAGAAAUAAAUUUUGUAAGGUUCAGACUACUACUAUCAAUGAAGAGUUGGGUCAGGUUGAGUAUAUAUUUUCUGAUAAGACUGGAACCUUGACUUGCAAUCAGAUGGAAUUCAAAUAUUCUGUAAUAGGAAAUUCCCUCUAUGGCAAGGAACCACCAAAUCAAUCAGCUAAGACUGAGAUAAUGUUGUAAAACAUUUUGCCCUUGUAAAACAAAUUGCAAAUUCAUCCUAUGGAAGGAAUUCAAGGUCAUUCUAUGACGAAUUUCAACUUCUAUGAUGAGGAAUUGAUCAAUAUCAUUGACGGUGGGAAUAGCAAGACUACUGCAAGUGUGAAUCUAACCAUAAAGUCUAAAGAUAACAAAUCUUAGAUAACAAUCAAUAAUUAGAAGGAGUUAGUUGAUUACUAUUUCUUUUUAUUGAGUUCAGCUCAUGAAUGCAUAAUCCAAUAUGAUUAAGAUAAGAAUACUUCCUAUUAGGGACCGUCUCCAGAUGAAAUUACUUUGGUUGAUGCAGCUGCGAGAAUGGGUUACAAAUUCACAGGAGCCUCAGCAAGUGAAUAGAAUUUCAUGAUCUUGAAUUAGCCAAGAAAGGUGAAAUUGUUGAAAUCAUUCGAAUUCGAUUCAAUCAGAAAGAGAAUGAGUGUAAUCAUUAAGGAUGAAAAAGGAAUAAUAAAAUUACUCAUUAAAGGAGCAGACAGUAUAAUAAAAAGUCGAUUGAGUAACGAAUAGAAGUUCUUGGAUAAAACUAUAGAAUGGUUGGAAGAGUUCUCAAGGAUUGGAUUGAGAUGCUUAUUAAUGGCUACCAGAGUACUGUCAGAAGAUGAGUACAAGAAAUUCGAUAACGAAUAUAAUAAUUUACCUGAAGGAGAACAAAGACAAAUUGAACUUAAUAGAAUUACCGAUGAGUUGGAAAGAGAUCUCACUUUGAUUGGUGCCACUGCUGUCGAAGAUAAAUUACAAAGUCAAGUGCCAGAAACUAUAGCCGAUCUACUCAAGGCUAACAUUAAGGUUUGGAUGCUUACUGGCGAUAAAUUGGAGACUGCUGAAAACAUAGCCAAGAGUUGUAAAUUAAUAUAAGGAGAUUUCACAGUUAUGAGAUUGUCUGAAUUCACUGAACCAGAUUGUUUGGACAAAUUAAAAGACAUCCAAGACACAUACGAUUUGUGCAUCAAGGAAAAUAGAAAGAAAUCAAUUGUAAUCGAAGGACAAUCUUUGGAUUUUAUUUUAAAUUCAAACGAUAUGGCAUCUUCCUUUGUCUAAAUGGCCAAAGAUUGUGAGUCUAUUGUGUGUUGUAGAGUUACUCCCAAAUAAAAAGCCGAUGUGGUCAGAUUGAUCAAGGAUAGACUGAAUAAGAUCACUUUGGCCAUAGGAGAUGGAGCCAAUGAUGUAAAUAUGAUCUAGGCUGCUCAUAUUGGAGUUGGAUUGUAUGGAAAUGAAGGAAUGAGAGCUGUUCAGAGUGCUGAUUUUGCCUUGGGAGAAUUUCAAUGCUUAUGGAGACUAUUAUUAGUUCAUGGUCAUUGGAAUUACAUCAGAAUUUCAGAGAUGAUUCUGUACUUCUUCUACAAAAACAUGUUGUUCACUAUCCCUUAGUUCUUCUUUAGUUUCUUUUGUGCCUUUUCAGCCCAGUCUUUUUAUGAUGAUUGGUACAUCACCUUGUAUAAUUUGAUCUUUACUGCACUCCCAUUGAUCAUUCGAGCAACCUUUGAUCAAGACAUCAACUAUAAACAAUACCUGAAUUAUGAUGCAAAUCAAAGAAUCAGAAAUUUUCCAUACCUUUACUAUGUCGGAUAAAAAAAGACUAUUUUUACUAUCCCAUCCUACAUGAUGUGGGCUUUUACUGGAGUAAUCCAUGGGAUGAUCAUAUUCUUCUUCCUAUACUGGAUAAUGGAUUAUGAAGCUCUUAACAUAAAUGGCAUUACUGGAGGAUUAGCACCUUAUUCAUUGACUGUUUACACAGCCAUAAUAUUGGUAGCUGAUUUUUAAAUCAUCAUACAAACUAAAUAUUGGACACUAUUCAAUGUAGUAGCAGUAUCAUUUCUAAGCUUGUUCCUAUAUGGAGGAUAUGUCAUAAUAUCUCAUUAUUGGCCUGGAGAAUUAAUGAUGUACACACCUCUCACUAUAUUAAAAAUGCCAUCGUUCUGGCUGUGUCAAUUCUUGAUCUUAGUGAUUGUUGGUGCCAUGGAAGCAUUUAGAUCUGAAUUCAAUAGAUAAUACUUUUUGGAAACUGCUGAUGAAAUUUUAGUGAAGACUAAACAAUUUACAUUUACAUUAAAUGAAUGGCUGAGCAAACAGAAAAAAGUGGCCAGACAGGAUAGCUUCUGGGCUGAAAUCUACAAGGAAGAUGAAUAAGAACAAGUCAUACAAUUUGAAGAAACAAUCAAAGAUGCCAAUCAAAUUCCAAAUCAAUGAAUAAUAUAUAUGAAUCAAAAUGUUUAUUCAUAGAAUACUCGUCCU
Paramecium tetraurelia is the source of this 3567-nucleotide messenger RNA. RefSeq lists its product as uncharacterized. Gene Ontology annotation, cellular component: plasma membrane. Lineage: Eukaryota; Ciliophora; Oligohymenophorea; Peniculida; Parameciidae. Gene Ontology annotation, biological process: phospholipid translocation. The transcript is spliced from 5 exons. The record is from RefSeq and is a predicted model, not a curated record. Gene Ontology annotation, molecular function: ATP binding; ATP hydrolysis activity; ATPase-coupled intramembrane lipid carrier activity.